UGUGCGUCUUUCAGGCGACGCUGCCAGCAUGACGUAUAAUCUAGUGGACUGUUCUUCAGAAACAGCUCGUCAACCACCUCUGUAGCUUGCUAGCCAACAUAGCCGAAAGAUUCAAGCUAUUUAGACGCUUUCGGUGGAUAUUAGCUACUGUGUUUUAGACACACUUCUGUUGUAUCUACUUGUUAACCUAUUUAAUGUAAUAUUACGUUAUUUUGUAUUAGUCAGCUAUAGCAGCUGGCUGGUUAAGUUAGCACUAGUCUUGCCGCUAAUGAUAAACAUCACCGACCAUGAGCUCCCUAAACUACUCCCCUCCUGUUAAAGAAGAGGAGGUCUGCUGGACGGAGAAAGAAGCUCUGGGGCUGAACAUUGUUGUGAAAGAGGAGAAGGAAGAAGAGGAUGUUACAGUAAAACAAGAAGAGAAAGACGUUUUUGGAAUGAAGGAUGAAGAGGGGGAGAUUACUGUCACAUUAGAGGAGGAGGAAGAAGAGAAGACUGGAGAACUGAUUAACACCAGUAAAUACAGAGAGAGACAGGACUAUCGUGGAUCCUCUGGGGAUCCUCAACAACAUCAUGAUGCUGACGAGGCAGAGAAGAGUCUCUCCAGAUCAGAACACCUCAAGAAACACCUGCAGAGACCCACAGGGAAGAAAUCUCACCACUGCUCUGACUGUGGGAAGAGUUAUUCAAGAUCAGAUUCACUUAAACUACAUAAGAGAAUACACCAGCGAGUACACACAGGAGAGAAACCUCACCACUGUUUUGACUGUGGGAAGAGUUACUUAAAAUCAGAUUCACUUAAACUACACCUGAGAAUACACACUGGAGAGAAUCUUCACUGCUGCUCAGACUGUGGGAAGAGAUUCACCUCUUCAGUAGACCUUAAAAUACAUCAGAGAAUUCACACUGGAGAGAAACCUUUUGGUUGUGAUCAAUGUGGGAAGAGUUUUACUAAGCCAAGCAACUUGAAAUCACACCAGCGAAUACACACUGGAGAGAAACCUUAUGGCUGUGAUCAAUGUGGGAAGAGUUUUACUCAGUCAAGCGGCCUGAUAUCACACCAGAUAACACACACAGGAGAGAAACCAUACAGCUGUACUCAAUGUGGGAAGAGUUUUGCUACAUCUGGCUAUCUGAAGAUACACCAGAGAAUACACACAGGAGAGAAACCUUUUAGAUGUGAUCAAUGUGGGAAGAGUUUUGCUACAUCUGUCUAUCUGAAAAUACACCAGAGAAUACAUACAGGAGAGAAACCUUAUAGCUGUAAUCAAUGUGGGAAGAGUUUUACUCAGUCAAGCAGCCUGAAAUCACACCAAAGAAUACACAGGAGAGAAAUCCCAUAGCUGUAAUCAAUGUGGGAAGAGUUUUACUCAGUCAAACAGCCUGAUAUCACACCAGCGGACACACACAUGAGAGAAACCUUAUGGCUAUGAUCAAUGUGACAAGAGAUACUCUGAUAAAAUAUAUCUAAUCAAACAUCAGAAAAUGCAUACAUGAAGGAGUUGUUUCACGAUAUCAAUGAAAUAUUGUCACAAUGUAGAAUGUUUUAACAUUGUAGUCUGAGUAUUUUAAUGAAUUUCACAAUGUAGCACCCUAAAUGUUUGCCCCCUGUUCAUUUGAUUUUAGCAUGAUAUGGAUUUUAGCCUCAGGGGAAAAAUCCAGGCUCUGGAUUGAAAGAGUAUUAUUUAUGUGAUUUAACAAAAAUGUGCUAACAAAAAAAGAGUUGUGUUACACUUACCACGUUGGUGACCCUCUUGAAUCAAAAUGCAACACUUCAAAAUGUAGCCAUUAAUUACUCAAGGCUUUGAGCGACACAGAAUUUCGAACAGCCACAUUGUUAUAGAUGACAUCCCCCACACGUAGCAGCGAAGCCAUUAUGUCAUAUAUUAAAGCACUGGCCAUGUUCGAGAGCAUAAAAUCCAUGCUGCUGUAACGGAUGUGAAAUGGCUAGCUUAGUUAGCGUUUCAAUCGGUGACGUCACCUGCUCUGAGACCUUGAAGU
Messenger RNA from Oncorhynchus kisutch (coho salmon), 1998 nucleotides. Its product is annotated as gastrula zinc finger protein XlCGF8.2DB-like. Gene Ontology annotation, biological process: regulation of transcription by RNA polymerase II. Gene Ontology annotation, molecular function: RNA polymerase II cis-regulatory region sequence-specific DNA binding; DNA-binding transcription factor activity, RNA polymerase II-specific. Bases 288 to 1340 code for a protein of 350 amino acids. Lineage: Eukaryota; Metazoa; Chordata; Actinopteri; Salmoniformes; Salmonidae. The record is from RefSeq and is a predicted model, not a curated record. Gene Ontology annotation, cellular component: transcription regulator complex; PcG protein complex; chromatin. The transcript has 2 exons.